Messenger RNA from Naegleria fowleri, 762 nucleotides. RefSeq lists its product as uncharacterized. The transcript has a single exon. Lineage: Eukaryota; Heterolobosea; Eutetramitea; Acrasida; Naegleriidae. The record is from RefSeq and is a predicted model, not a curated record. The coding region runs from base 1 to 762 and encodes 253 amino acids.
AUGGCUCCCUCCACACCUCCAUUGAGCAGCAGCGGAUCAUGUGCUUCCGCUUCUUCUUCAUCCUCCUCGCCCUCAUCAAACACAAUCAAUCAUCAACAACAAUCCUGUGCAUCUACGCACUGUCCCACCAAGCAAUUCAUCUUUCAUGCCAUUGAUCCCUGUGCACAAGAGGUGAAACGAAAGAAGGAUCGUGAAUUUAUGGCCUCUCAAAUGUUUCAUGGUUUGAUCUUUCGACCCAGCAAGUAUAUGGGCAUGUUGAAAAUCAAAUCAUCGACAACCAACGGUUCUUCCAAUAAUUUAAAUACCGCACUUGAAAGACAAAGCCAUGAAACUCGUGCGGUUGAGACAUGUGCCAAUAAUUAUGACCUCAAUUGUGGAGUGAGAAGUGAGAGCUCAUUUGCAUGUAACAUGCUGUACAAUCUCCAGUGUGGAAUAGACAAUGGGUGUUGCAAUUCUCGGUUAUCCUGUCUCAACUCUUCGCCUUACCAGAUUGCACAUGCAUGUGCAUCCUUACCAAUUCUCUCUCCUCUCAACACCACAAGAACUCCCUCUCGGUCCAUCCACCAUCAAGCCACCAAGAAACCUCACUCCAUAGAGAAAACGUACCACAUGAAGUCAAUUUUAACGCAGACUUCAAAAUCCACUCCAUGUCUUGCCUUGUCCAUGCAUCACAACCCUCUUCCAACAGAAGCAUCUUCCAAUACUCUCUCAGUGACAAGAAAAAUCAGAACAUCUAUUUCAAUUAGCGAAUUAUUAAAUUAA